UUGAAAGCUAUGAGUUCAUUCUGUGUUUGAAGUCAGCGCUGGGACCUGUGAGCUCAAUCUUUAGAUCAAGGGAGCAGCAACACGUGUGCAGACCUGUGUGCCUCUGUUAGUGCAAAGAAAUACCUGCAAAGGAAAUGUGCUGUAUCUCUAACCAGCUUGUACAUCUAGACACCAGCAGCAGAUUUCAUAUUUCCAUGUGUCUCGCAGCACACAGAACAGCAAUGUCUGGAAUUAAUAGCAUGUCAAGAAUUCUACUGUUCCUCAUUAUCUUUGCUUCUUAUCUGAAACACCAAGUCCAGUCAACGGCAGUUAAAGAGGUCCUUCCUGGAGACAAUAUAACUCUAAACUGUGACAUCGAACAUGACAGUGAAACCUUUUGGUUUGUACUUUAUCCACAACAAGCUCCGAUUAACAUCUUUCACAAUGCUUUAAAACUAAUAGACAAUACAUCAAGCCCUGUAUACUUCAAUGGCUUCAAUGAGUUUCAUUUUUACCCCCUGCUGAACCGCACGACCUGGACUGUCAACAUGAGGAUAGACAAUGUUUCUCAGCAGGAUUUCGCUUUGUAUUUCUGCAUGGUUCGAGUGAUAGGAGAAAUGAAAUCUGGAAAUUUAACAAAACUUGUGUCGGCGCAUAACUCAACGUCAGAACCGAAAACAGAAACUAACAAUGCGCAGAACUCAACGUCAGAACCAAAAACAGAAACUAACAAUGGAUCAAACUGUGAGCUGGGCUGUAUUUUGCAGGGCUACGUCUCCUUAGUAUUUGUGGUCGUCUCCUCUGCCUUUGUCUGUUACUUUGAGAAAAGAGGAGGAAGAGGAAAGAGGUGUACAGUACGCUACUCUAGAUCUGACAACAACUCCAAAGCGCAAAAAGACAUGAAAAGGAGAGAACACGAUUCUAGGCAGUGACCUAUUUCUAUACUUAUAUAUUUUUCUUAAAUGCAUUGUUUUAGUCAAUCCAGAUAACGUCCCUGCAGAUAAUGCUGAAUAUAUUCUCCUGGCCCGUUUCAUGGAUGUUCUGUGAUUACGAUGUGCUUUGCGAGGACGCAGAGGUCAUCGCUGCGAUCGCUUCAUAAAACACAUCGCAAGUGCUGUCGCUUGUGGUCACCAUUUUGCGAUCUAUGUUGAGAAAAAUCAGUAACUACGGUAAUCAACUUUGAAGCACAGUGAUGUUAAAAAAAAAAAAAAAAA
Messenger RNA from Acipenser ruthenus (sterlet), 1193 nucleotides. RefSeq lists its product as uncharacterized. Bases 135 to 911 code for a protein of 258 amino acids. The transcript has 6 exons. Gene Ontology annotation, biological process: response to bacterium. NCBI's taxonomy places the organism in Eukaryota, Metazoa, Chordata, Actinopteri, Acipenseriformes, Acipenseridae. The record is from RefSeq and is a predicted model, not a curated record.